AUGACGGCGCUGCCAUCUGCUCAAGCGUUAGCACUACCACCUCCAGAUCUCCAGCUACAUCUCAUUAGUGACAGUGACACAGAUGUCGAUCAGUGCUACCGGCCAGGUUCUAGGAGACCAUCCAACGUGUCUUUGUCUCGUAAAACAAAUGACCCCUUUUCACCACAAGGUUUUACCAUGUUGACUAGAUUGUUCUUUUCUUCCUCUAACAGAAUUCGAUCAUGUCCUCAGUUGGCUGUGCAGAAAAAUAAUGAUUCGCCAUGUUGCGACAUGGCGCCCAUCACUGACAACCAAGGAAACAUUAUCCACAUGUGUCCUGCAUUAAAAACUAAUCUGUAUGUAGACGUUGCUGAGCCCGACACUGGGGGAAUUCGAUCUGCUGCCAGUACACCAACACCACCUUCCUCGCCAGGUAGCAGGCGAAAUUAUGUUGUGUCUUCAUCGUGUGUUUCAAAGUUUCAAACAUGUCCGUGUGAAACGGUCCUGCCCUCGACGACAGCGUUGGGGAUUCAAACGAACACCUACUCCGUUGACAGUCAGAAGGACCGUUUGGACGGAUGGCUGCCGCUAGGAAAUGAAAAUCUCCAGCAACACGACACAUCUUAUCUCAGGAACAGCUGCAGCAACAGCAAUUUCCCUGUCGGAGAUUUUAGCCAACAGCUGCUAGAUGAUAACAAUAGCGAGGUAGAGGAUGGUUCAUCGGUACACAUCAAUGGACGCUUUCCUAGCCACGGUUGUUAUCAUUAUUUCCAGGAUACUUCACUUGAUGACAGCAUCGACAAGUGUAAUAGAUGGCUACAAAGUUUACACAUUAAUACAGCGGACAAGGUGAAAUCCCGUAGCCAUAUCCAAUUACCAACUGCGUGA
Messenger RNA from Candidula unifasciata, 867 nucleotides. The record is from the annotation of a GenBank genome assembly. Lineage: Eukaryota; Metazoa; Mollusca; Gastropoda; Stylommatophora; Geomitridae.